Cherax quadricarinatus is the source of this 1414-nucleotide messenger RNA. The record is from RefSeq and is a predicted model, not a curated record. Lineage: Eukaryota; Metazoa; Arthropoda; Malacostraca; Decapoda; Parastacidae.
CAUUUCUGUUUCCUCUUGUUUAAUUUUGAACAGGUAGCAGAGGUGGAGCUAGAGAAGCUGAUACAAGAGGAGCAGCUGCAGCAAUCACACUCGAAUAGGGAAAUGAUUCUCAACCCCAGUUCUUACAUGUCAUCACUUGAAAAAGUUUCUAAGACGAAGAAGGCAGCAACAAAAAGUGGAUCAGAAGCAUUGAGCUCCCGAGAUGCCUUGGUUACCUCCCUCCAGCGCUGUCUUACGUCACGCACCAAAAUACCUGCAGCCCUCACUUUCCAGGGCACUUGUGGCACUUCCAAAACAAGGGUCAAAUUUCAGCACAACCUGAAAUUGAACAGGAAUUGACAAAGCAGUCAGGGAUGUAAAGUGUCUGAGCAUGAUGCAAGAAAAAUCAUCUUUUCAACAGGAACCUGGCAAAAUAAAUUUUGUUCCAAUAGCCAGAAUUUUAAGGCUUCCCCUAAAGUGAUGGUGACAGACAGAUGCUCACCACAGUCUGGUCUUCAGUCUAGCUCUCAUGGUACCCCACAUACUCCCAAUGCAUCAAAGAGCAUGCAAGUGAUCAAGAUUAUAACCAGGACUGGAAUAUCUAACCAACAUAAUUCAUCCACAGUCAUUACAGUAUUACCAGUGGCACAAAGUUGCAAUCAGAGUUCAGCUCCACCAAACCUCAUUACUAAUGUUAAUGGUGGAUUUCAUCACAUGUCCACAGGGACCUACACCAAUGGGCAGAAGGUAGUUGGGUCAAAUGAUUCUGUGACUGAAAGAGUCGCUGUUUCUGAUUCACGAGAAAGCAUGUGCAACCCUUACGCUGUUUAUACAGUGUCAAAUAAUCAUAUUGGCCAAAGAACUUUUGGAAGAGUAAGCUCUUCUAAAACCACCACUGCCUAUUCUUGGAAGAAUAGUAAAACAUUCUGUGAUAAUUCCCCUCCUAGCCACUCCUCUCAGCCUUCAGUUGUUGGGAUGGGCACCAACAUACCUUUGGGUCCUGCCUAUUCUUGGAAGAAUGGUAAAGCAUUCUGUGAUAAUUCCCCUCCUAGCCACUCCUCUCAGCCUUCAGUUGUUGGGAUGGGCACCAACAUACCUUUGGGUCCUGUUCAGCAUCAACUAAACAUCAGUGCUGGUCAGAAAUCAUCUGAUGGUUGUGAUCAAAAUAGGUAAGAUUUAGGUAAUCUCUGGUAAAUGAAUCUAGCUUUUUAUUUUUAUUUACAAUUUAACGAUUGUUUUAAAAUUUAAUGUUCUGAUAUUUUGCACAAUAACUUGUUUGGGAUUACUUUUUAGUCUUUUUUUUUAUUAUUAUAAUUUGGACCACCCAUGUUGCAUAAACAUUUGUAGGUAUUUGCACUUAUUUUAUUGGUCCCAUUUGCUGAAGGCUUAAUAUGCAAGAGUGCAUUUGUUCUUACCUAGCCUGUUAUCCAUUUUG